UGUGUGGAGAUGGACGCGAAUAUUCCCUGAGCCAGUACUGGGAAGAUUUCGUCAAGGUCUCUCUCCCACUAUUACACUUACUCUCUCGUUAAAUCAGACACAAAAAGGCUAACAAACCACUUGCGCUGCUUACAGAGGAAGAUGUGUUGAUGAAUGCAAGAAAUGUGUCUCUCGGUGUAGUGAAAUGACUGAAAAAAAAGACUGCGUGCUGUGCCGGAGGAGGAUGUUCGUCGAUGAUCACCACAUCAUCCCAUAGAAGAUCAAGUCGGCGUGAUUAUCCCGCGACGAGAAUAAAAAAAAAAUAAACGACGGACUUCUGAGUACAUUGCGUGGAAACAAAAGGCUUUACGGAGAGGGUAACACGAAGGAGGAAGAAACGCUUGGCCUGCUAGAAGUGACACCUGACGAACAUGCAGGGGGUAAAAGAGGUGCCAUCCCACCACCACUCAAUAAUACAGCGACUAGCCGUCCUAAUAGUCACCACCGUGAUCUUGGUGACGCUGGGGGACCUGUUCUACCUGAACGUGGCCGUCAAACCCACUACCCUGUCGAGUGCCAACAUGGGAGAAGGAAGCCCCGUAACACAGCGCCACCUCCAGCAGGGCAGGAUUUUCACAAAGGCUACGCACGAACGCCUUCCCGUAAGACAGAUCCAACCACCAGAACACGAACUCACUACGACAAGAGGCAGCUACGGCAAAGAAGGGUACAGACUCACCAGUGCAGGGCUUGGAGUCAGCACCGUCAGCCAGCAAGGCGCCCAGCAGGCAACCACGGCACACGAUGGUCAGUUUCCUUUCCGGUACGUCAUCAAUGAACCCCAGCUGUGCGCCAAUAUUUCCAACCUGUACAUCAUCAACCUCAUAGCCACUGCGCCACAGGACCACGAGAACAGAACCAUGAUCAGAAGAAUGUGGGGGAAUAAGAUGUGGACGAAGAGUACGGGCUUCAGGACGGUCUUCCUCCUCGGCGAGACAGCGAACCCACGUGUGAUGGCGGCCGUCAGGGAGGAGAGCCACGCCCACCGCGAUAUCAUUCAGUUCUCCUUCCUGGAUUCGUACAACAAUCUCACUCUCAAGGUCCUCUCGGGGCUGCACUGGGUCGAGAAUUUCUGUCCUACGCCUGUCUGGGUCCUGAAGAGCGACGUUGAUUGUCUGGUGAACAUCUUCUCGCUGGCAAGGUUCCUCCAGACAUAUGACGAAGCGACAAACUAUACAAGAAGUCAAUUCAUAUGCAACACACGGUGGGCAUCCUUUCCCUGUCGCCCAGGCUGUGGCAAGCCUAAAUUUGAGGUCAACUGGACGGAAUAUCCUCCCCGCAAGUUCCCACCCUACUGCUUUGGUUCUGGUUAUGUUUUACCCAGGAGGAUGGUGGGGCCACUAUAUCAAGCCGCCAACAAGACCCACCCGUUCCGUCUGGAGGAUGUAUAUUAUACAGGCCUCCUGCCCGAGCACCUCCAGUGGCAGUCUGCCCACAGAAACAUAUACAAAAAUUACCCAAGGAGGCCACGAAUGUGGAAGAAAUCCCUCUCCACUAGCGAUCUCUUGAUUAUGGAGCUUGAGACAUACCUGGGUCCAAAUGCCACAGCCAAGGCAUGGCUUAACAUACUUCGAAAACAGGGUAUUUUGUUGAACCCGAAAUAUAUAUAUAUGGGCAAGGCUGAUUGAUCCCUGAUGUUCUUGUCCCUACCAUGUAUGUACUUUUUAAUGUUAUUUUUUAUACUCUGCCAUAGACUAUGACUGCAAUUUGUUCUUUUAGUAAAGUGUUAGCGUGUG
Messenger RNA from Eriocheir sinensis (Chinese mitten crab), 1775 nucleotides. Its product is annotated as N-acetyllactosaminide beta-1,3-N-acetylglucosaminyltransferase 4-like. Bases 411 to 1667 code for a protein of 418 amino acids. Lineage: Eukaryota; Metazoa; Arthropoda; Malacostraca; Decapoda; Varunidae. Gene Ontology annotation, molecular function: N-acetyl-beta-D-glucosaminide beta-(1,3)-galactosyltransferase activity. The transcript is spliced from 5 exons. The record is from RefSeq and is a predicted model, not a curated record. Gene Ontology annotation, cellular component: membrane.